Messenger RNA from Fukomys damarensis (Damara mole-rat), 4803 nucleotides. RefSeq names its product peroxidasin (gene Pxdn). The coding region runs from base 1 to 4377 and encodes 1458 amino acids. The transcript is spliced from 24 exons. Lineage: Eukaryota; Metazoa; Chordata; Mammalia; Rodentia; Bathyergidae. The record is from RefSeq and is a predicted model, not a curated record. Gene Ontology annotation, biological process: response to oxidative stress. Gene Ontology annotation, molecular function: protein binding; peroxidase activity; heme binding.
AUGGAACUGGACCGAAUUUCCAGUGAUCCCAUUACCAAAACCCAAGUGUGCACCUGCGUGGAGAUGGAGGACUAUGACCUGGCAGGAACGAUUGAUUGGGACCCUCUUCCUGCUUCAGCUUCCUGCUGGGGUGGCAGGGACCUUCGCUUUAACAGAAUUAGAGAGAUCCAGCCGGGGACAUUCAGGAGACUAAGAAACUUGAACACACUGCUUCUCAACAACAAUCAAAUCAAGCGGAUACCCAGCGGAGCAUUUGAGGACUUGGAGAAUCUGAAGUACCUCUAUUUGUACAAGAAUGAGAUCCAGUCAAUUGACAGGCAAGCGUUUAAGGGACUUGCCUCUCUAGAGCAACUGUACCUGCACUUUAAUCAAAUAGAAACUCUGGACCCAGAAUCAUUUCAACACUUGCCGAAGCUUGAGAGACUAUUCUUACAUAACAACCGGAUUACACAUUUAGUCCCGGGGACGUUUAAUCACUUGGAAUCUAUGAAGAGACUGCGGCUGGACUCAAAUGCACUUCACUGUGACUGUGAGAUCCUGUGGCUGGCGGAUCUGCUGAAGACUUACGCCCAGUCGGGGAAUGCACAGGCGGCGGCCACCUGCGAGUACCCCAGACGCAUCCAGGGCCGCUCAGUGGCCACCAUCACCCCGGAGGAGCUGAACUGUGAAAGGCCCCGGAUCACAUCGGAGCCACAGGAUGCGGACGUCACCUCGGGGAACACAGUGUACUUCACCUGCAGGGCCGAGGGCAACCCCAAGCCUGAGAUCAUCUGGCUGCGGAACAAUAACGAACUGAGCAUGAAGGCAGAUUCUCGCUUAAACCUGCUGGACGAUGGCACCCUGAUGAUCCAGAACACGCAGGAGACCGACCAGGGCAUUUACCAGUGCAUGGCCAAGAACGUGGCCGGGGAGGUGAAGACGCAGGAGGUGACCCUGAGGUACUUUGGGUCUCCAGCACGACUGGCAUUCGUGAUCCAGCCACAGAACACAGAGGUGCUGGUGGGCGAGAGUGUCACGCUGGAGUGCAGCACCACGGGCCACCCCGCGCCGCGGAUCACCUGGACACGAGGGGACCGGACCCCCUUGCCAGCCGACCCCCGGGUGAACAUCACCCCCUCUGGCGGCCUCUACAUACAGAACGUCGCCCAAGAGGACAGCGGGGAGUACACGUGCUUCGCGUCCAAUGGCAUAGACAGCAUCCACGCCACAGCCUUCAUCAUCGUCCAGGCUCUUCCACAGUUCACAGUGACACCUCAGGACAGAGUGGUCAUCGAGGGUCAGACAGUUGAUUUCCAGUGUGAGGCCAAGGGUUACCCCCAGCCGGUCAUCGCCUGGACCAAGGGAGGGAGCCAGCUUUCGGUGGACCGGCGGCACCUGGUGCUGUCCUCAGGCACGCUCAGGAUCUCCGGGGUGGCCCUGCACGACCAGGGUCAGUAUGAGUGCCAGGCCGUCAACAUCAUCGGCUCCCGGAAGGUUGUGGCUCACCUGACUGUGCAGCCCCGAGUCACCCCGGUGUUCGCCAGCAUCCCCAGUGACCUGACGGUGGAGGUGGGGACCAACGUGCAGCUGCCCUGCAGCUCCCAGGGUGAGCCCGAGCCAGCCAUCACCUGGAACAAGGAUGGGGUUCAGGUAACCGAAAGUGGAAAAUUUCACAUCAGCCCUGAGGGAUACCUGACCAUCAAUGACGUGGGGCCGGCGGACGCAGGUCGCUAUGAGUGCGUGGCCAGGAACACGAUCGGCUACGCCUCGGUCAGCAUGGUGCUCAGCGUGAGCGUUCCCGAUGUCAGUCGAAACGGGGACCCGUUUGUCGCUACCUCCAUUGUCGAAGCGAUCGCGACCGUGGACAGAGCCAUAAACUCGACGCGAACACACUUAUUCGACAGCCGGCCCCGCUCUCCCAAUGACCUUCUGGCCCUAUUCCGGUACCCGAGGGACCCGUACACCGUGGGACAGGCCCGAGCCGGGGAGAUCUUCGAGCGGACGCUGCAGCUCAUCCAGGAGCACGUGCGGCAUGGACUGAUGGUCGACUUAAAUGGCACGAGUUACCACUACAAUGACCUGGUGUCCCCGCAGUACCUGAGCCUCAUCGCCAACCUCUCGGGCUGCACCGCGCACCGGCGCGUGAACAACUGCUCGGACAUGUGCUUCCACCAGAAGUACCGGACCCACGACGGCACCUGCAACAACCUACAGCACCCGAUGUGGGGCGCCUCGCUGACCGCCUUUGAGCGCCUGCUGAAGGCCGUGUACGAGAACGGCUUCAACACGCCACGUGGCACCAGCCCCCGGCGGUCAUACCACGGCCACGCGCUGCCUAUGCCGCGCCUGGUGUCCACCACGCUCAUCGGGACGGAGGUGGUCACGCCCGAUGCACAGUACACACACAUGCUCAUGCAGUGGGGGCAGUUCCUGGACCACGACCUGGACUCCACCGUGGUGGCCCUGAGCCAGGCCCGCUUCUCCGACGGGCAGCCCUGCAGCUCGGUGUGCGGCAGCGACCCGCCUUGCUUCUCUGUCAUGAUCCCCCCCGACGACCCCCGCGCCCGCGGUGGAGCACGCUGCAUGUUCUUCGUGCGCUCCAGCCCCGUGUGCGGCAGCGGCAUGACGUCCCUGCUCAUGAACUCUGUGUACCCGCGGGAGCAGAUCAACCAGCUCACCUCCUAUGUCGACGCGUCCAACGUAUACGGCAGCACAGACCACGAGGCCCGCGCUGUGCGGGACUUGGCCGGCCACCGCGGCCUGCUUCGCCAGGGCAUCGUGCAGAGGUCCGGAAAGCCGCUGCUACCCUUCGCCACCGGGCCCCCCACCGAGUGCAUGCGGGAUGAGAACGAGAGCCCCAUCCCCUGCUUCCUGGCCGGGGACCACCGUGCCAACGAGCAGCUGGGCCUGACCAGCAUGCACACGCUCUGGUUCCGUGAACACAACCGCAUCGCGGCCGAGCUGCUGGCCCUGAACCCGCACUGGGACGGGGACACCAUCUACUACGAGACCCGCAAGAUCGUGGGUGCUGAGGUCCAGCACAUCACCUACCAGCACUGGCUGCCCAAGGUGCUGGGGGAGGUGGGCAUGAAGAUGCUGAGCGAGUACCGUGGCUAUGACCCCAGCGUCAACGCCGGCAUCUUCAAUGCCUUCGCCACUGCUGUCUUCCGCUUCGGCCACACGCUGGUCAACCCCGUGCUCUACCGGCUGGACGAGAACUUCGAGCCCAUCGCGCAGGGCCACGUCCCCCUGCACAAGGCCUUCUUCUCGCCCUUUCGCAUCGUGAACGAGGGCGGCAUCGACCCGCUGCUCCGGGGCCUGUUCGGCGUGGCCGGGAAGAUGCGCGUGCCCUCCCAGCUGCUCAACACGGAGCUCACCGAGCGCCUCUUCUCCAUGGCGCACACGGUGGCCCUCGACCUGGCAGCCAUCAACAUCCAGCGUGGCCGUGACCACGGCAUCCCGCCCUACCAUGACUACCGGGUCUACUGCAACCUGUCGGCCGCCCACACAUUCGAGGACCUGAAGAACGAGAUCAAGAACCCCGACAUAAGGGAGAAGCUGAAGAGGCUGUACGGCUCCCCGCUCAACAUCGACCUGUUCCCGGCCCUCAUGGUGGAGGACCUGGUGCCUGGCAGCCGGCUGGGGCCCACGCUCAUGUGUCUGCUCAGCACGCAGUUCCGGCGUCUGCGGGAUGGGGACAGGCUAUGGUACGAGAACCCAGGGGUGUUCUCCCCCGCCCAGCUGACGCAGAUCAAGCAGACCUCGCUGGCCCGGAUCCUGUGCGACAACUCGGACAACAUCACACGCGUGCAGGCGGAUGUGUUCAGGGUGGCCGAGUUCCCCCACGGCUACGGCAGCUGCGAGGAUGUCCCCAGGGUGGACCUCCGUGUGUGGCAGGACUGCUGUGAAGACUGCAGAACCCGGGGGCAGUUCAAUGCAUUUUCCUACCACUUCCGAGGCAGACGGUCCCUGGAAUUCAGCUACCAGGAGGACCAGCCAGCCGGGAGAACCAGGCCCCGAAGGGGACUGAGUGUCGGAAAACACAGCAAACUCCCGGGCAAUGCCACAGCAGCACUCUCUGAGUACUCAGAAGGCCUGGCCACAAACGACUUCAAAGACUUUGUCCUGGAAAUGCAGAAUACCAUCACAGAGCUCAGAAAGCAGAUAAACAAGCUCGAGUCCCGGCUCAGCGCCUCAGAGUGUGUGGACACCGACGGCCGGUCGCAUGCCAACAACACAAAGUGGAAAACGGACUCCUGCACCACGUGCGCGUGCAGCGACGGGCAGGUCACCUGCUUUGUGGAAGCCUGCCUGCCUGCCUCCUGCCCGGCACCCGUGAAAGCCGAAGGCACAUGCUGUCCAGUCUGCCCAAAGAAAGCCCUGGAGGAGAAGCCCUAGGUACUGGUGGAGCUCCUGGGGGUCAUCUGCGUGUCUUCGGGAGAUGGCAUGCCGACCGGAAGUGAAGACUGAAGGCUACACGGGGACUGAGACCCACCGGGACCUUGGGCCAGGCCUCGGGGUUGCAGCACAGGCUGCUCGGGCCCACGUCCGUGCCAAGGAAAUAGAGCAGACAGGAAGGGGGCAGACACGUCCUCACUACGUGUCAGACUUCUCAGGUUUUUAUUUAAUUAUUUUAAGAUGAAAAUUUGGUGCUACCAUUAAAUUGCACAGUUCAAUCUUUAGGCUCCUAAAUUCAUGCCAGCUCCCGAGAAUCCCUUUCCAGUGGAGCAGGGUCCCUCUGCACAUCCCUGUGCCUGAGUCUGGGGCCAGGCAGGUGGCACCCAUCCUGGGAACGGAGUCCUGGAGCAUCUGGGUGACAUCACA